Molecule: messenger RNA, 705 nt
Organism: Aureobasidium vineae
Lineage: Eukaryota; Fungi; Ascomycota; Dothideomycetes; Dothideales; Saccotheciaceae
Source: the annotation of a GenBank genome assembly
AUGCCUGACAAAGACGCCGGCACUCCUCGUGUCUUCCUCAUCCGCCACGGCGAGACCGAGUGGUCCAUGUCCGGCAAGCACACAGGCAAAACCGACAUCCCCCUGACCGCACACGGCGAAUCUCAAGUCCGCAGCACCGGCGCCAUCGCCGUCGGAAACAACAAACUCAUCGACCCUUCCAAAAUCGGUAUGUGCUGGGUAUCUCCUCGCACGCGUGCUCAGCACACCUUCUCCCUGCUCUUUGGCGACGAGCAAGAAGCUGCCCUCAGAGAUCAGGGCAAAGUGCAGACCACCGAGCAACUCGGUGAAUGGGAUUAUGGCGCCUAUGAAGGCCUCAAGCCCGCCGAGAUUCAUGACUUGCGCAAGUCCAAGGGCUUGGACACCGAGCGCAAGUGGGAUAUCUGGCGUGAUGGAUGCGAGGAUGGCGAGUCGCCUGAUCAGGUGGCUGCACGUAUUGAUGAGUUGAUUGUCAAGAUCAGAGAACUGCAAGGUCCCAACAUGAAUGGCGAACAGCCUUGUGAUGUUGUUCUGGUCGCUCACGGCCAUCUCACGAGAUGUUUCGCCAAGAGAUGGUUAGGCUACCCUCUAGACAUGAACCUCAACUUGAUGAUGGAACCCGGCGGUGUUGGUGUGUUGAGUUACUCUCACCACAAGGUUGACGAGCCGGCUCUCCUCCUCGGUAUUGGUUUCCCUGCCCAGUCAUAA